AUGCUCGUCGCGGCGCCCUCGAACGCCGCCGCUCGCCCGCCUGCUGGCCGCGGGGACCCAUUCAUCAACACGCGCAACCGCACCGAUGUCGUCAUCGAGCCACUCCAGGCCGAACACCCGACGCUCGCCCUCACGACGCCCGCCUCGCGCAAACCCAACAAGACCGACAAGCCGUCUGCGGACCCGCCGGCCGCGGAGCUCUCCAACGACCUGCCCUCCCCCUUUUGUCCCUUUAUGCGCGAGCCCUCGUCCGCGCCUGACCGCGCCCAGCAGCUGUUGUGGGCCGUCCUCCUGCUGCUCGGAGCGUGCGGCGUGCGGCUGUGCGAGUGGUGGCCGCCGCGCUUCGGUGCGGCCUCUGGGCAGAGGAGCAAAGGGCGCCUCGUGCGGUGCCGGACGGGGUUGUGCCGCGGCGCAUGGCUUCUCGUCGCGCUGCUCCCGCUCGCAUGUGCGCUGUCGCCGUCGCCGCCAUCGCCGCCACCGCCCGGCAGUAGCUGCGAGAACGCCAUGCCCUUCGAUGGGGCGGGUGAAGCCUCCUUCAACGUCUCCAUUGCCUCAACCGACGCUGGCCCGGGUCCCGGCGCAUACAACUCAACGCAGUGCCAAGGCACAAAUUUCAACCCAGACGAGUACGGCAGCGUCUUCUGGCUGCGCCUCACCGACGUGCGCAAGUUUCCCCUCGAGCUGCAUACCUGCGCGGCCGACACAUUCUGGCACACCGACCUGUCCAUCUUCACGGGAAGCUGCGACACGCUCACGCAGCACGGGGGCGUCGUCUACGCGGAUCGCAGUGUGGUCUCGAUAAUCGGCUCCACCGUGACGGGCUGCUCGGCUGUCUCUGACGGCGGCGUCAUCUACGCGCGGAACAGCGGCGCGGUCUCGCUAAUGAAUACGUCCAUGACGGGCUGCUCUGCUGAUGACGGCGGCGUCAUCUACGCGAGUAACAGCGGUGCGGUCUCGAUAAUCGGCUCGGCCGUGACUGGCUGCUCUGCUUCUUUCGGCGGCGUCGUCAGGGCGUGGAACAGCGGUGCGGUCUCGAUAACCAGGUCGAACGUGACUGGCUGCUCUGCUCGGCACGGGGGCGUCGUCUACGCGGAUCGCAGUGUGGUCUCGAUAAUCGGCUCCACCGUGAUGGGCUGUUCGGCUGUCUCUGACGGGGGCGUCGUCUACGCGAAGGACAGCGGUGCGGUCGUCUCGAUAACCGACUCAGACGUGACGGGCUGUUCGGCUCAGUGGUCCGGCGGCGUCGUCUACGCGAGGAACAGCGGUGCGGUCUCGCUCAUCGACACGACCGUGACUGGCUGCUCAGCUGGCGAGUACGCCGGCGUCGUCUACGCGCUUAACAGCGGUGCGGUCUCGAUAAUCAGAUCGAACGUGACUGGCCGCUCUGCUCGGAUACUGUUUGGCUUCUACCAGAUUGUCACCGUCUUGUCCACCACCUACUCCACGCGUCUGCCUCCAGAGUACACGGGCUGGACCGACGCAGUAGCCAACGCCGUCUCCAUCGACUGGUCGGGCCUUUUCUUGCCACAGCAGUGCCUCGGCUACGGUUUGCGGCUGCUCGGCAUCGCCCUCUCGCCCAUCGCCCUCAUAGCGCUGCUAAUGAUCGCUGGAGUAAGCCUGCGGCUCCACGGCUGUCGCGCCGCCCCGGCGCCGCACGCGAGGCCGUGGUACGCACUGGCGGCCCUCGGCCUCCUCGACCUCACGCCGGCCGGCCUCGUGCUCGUCUUCUGCUUUGCCUACACCAUCUCUCCGCCCGGCGAGUCGCUGCGGCACGUCUCCUACAUGCGGCUGGACGCGAGCGUCGAGUGCAGCACCGAGGAUCACAAGUCUAUCACCGCCCUCGCCAUCGGCUUCAUCGUCCUCUGGCCCGUCGGUUCGUUGGUCCUCUUCACGGCGCUCCUCUUCGCUUGCUACAAGCCGCUGCAGGCCAAGACGCCGACGGCGCUGACGCGAGCGACCGCCUUCCUUCAUCGGGAGUACAAAUUGACCUUUUACUGGUGGGAGGCGUUGGAGCUGGCCCGCAAGCUCGUGCUGACGGGCUUCGUGCUGCUGAUCCCGGAGGAGAACGCCUUGCUUCGGCUCGUGGUGGCAACGCUCAUCUGCUCCUUCUAUGUCGCGCUCGUCGCCGCCACCAAGCCGUACAAGCGUGUCGAGGAUUCUGUCCUCGCCGUCGCGAUGAGCCUCAUCCUCCUCCUUUUCUUCCUCGGCGCCAAUUGGACCACCAUUUUCCUCCGCAUCGUGGAGCGCUCCGGAACCGAUGACGCGGCCGCCGUAUUCGGUUUCAGCAAGCUUAACCCGAUCGUCAGCACGAUGAUCGGCCUCGCCGGAGUCGCGCUCUUGAUCUCCCUCGCCGGCGCCGUCGUCGCCGCCCGCCGCACCGCCAAGGUCCCAACGAUCCGCCUGGUCUCCACCAAGCAGCCGCCCGAACUCACCCUCGCGCGGGGCCUCGCGUGGCACCUCUUCCUCUCGCACAUCUGGUCGACUGGUCAGGACACCGUCGGAGUCAUCAAGAGCGAGCUGCAGCUGCUGCUGCCAGGCAUCAAAGUCGAUGAUCUCAAAGACAUCGGGGCGCUCGAGGAGUACAUCCGACGCACGCAAAUGAUCCUCUUCUUCCUCUCGCAGGGCUACUUCCGCUCACCGGCGCUCGCACGCCGCCCGGCCACGCCUCCCCAAAGCAGCGCGAGCCGCCGAGCCCCCCCUCGACACUCCCCGCGGCUCACCCUUCGCUUGUCCAGCAAGCCGCUCGUCCUCGUGCAAGAAGCGGACCCGGCCAAGGGCGGCGGGACGCUGCAGGCGCUGCGCGACGAGUGCCCCGACGAACUGCAGUCGGACAUCUUUGACCAGGGCCGCACGCAGACGACGUGGUAUCGCAUCGAGGAGUUCCAGCGCGUCUCGCUGAAGAUCAUCGUCGAGGCGCCGUUAGCGGUGCUCCUCUGCUCGCCCGACUACGUGAGGCAAGACGCCCUCGGCCUCUACGUGCCGGGUGAGCCGCGCACCCACUCGUUCGCCCUUGCGAAGCCCGUGACGCUCUGGGCCUCGCCGGCCAACGCGGGCGCACUGGAGCUGGCCAACGAGCUCGCCGACGCCUUUGCCAGCCUCGCCGUCUCCACGGCCGAGGACCGCGGCUCUGCUACAGCUUCUCACCGCCGCUCCAGUAUCAUGCGCCGCUCGGCGCCGCGCCGCGCCGGCGACGCGACGCACAUGCUGCUCUACCUCAACGAGGACACCUGGUCGGACGAGAGGCUGGCCGAGCAGGUCAGGCAGGCGCGCGAGGACAGGCUGCCGAUCGUGAUGGCGCACGAGAACGACCCCGACAAGGGCGGCGUGCCCUUCUCGCGCUUCUUUGAGACCACGCCGCAGGAGAGCGAUUCUCUCAGUGGCGCGGCCAUCCCGCCGAGCUCAUCGCCGGAGGCCUCUACAAGGACCUGGCGAAAUCGUGCUACCCUGGGCGCCACCACGAGGCGCGCGGCGGCGGUGUCGCUGGUGCUCGUGGCUAAGGGCCUCGGCGCGACUCCGGCCCGGGCAAGGGUGGACCUCCGCCGUUGGAAGAGGCUCGUCUGCCGCGCCGUUGGCGGCCUCUUCGAACGGACGGUCCGCGGCGGCGGCGGCGACGACGGUGGCGACGUCGGCCACGAGACAUCGGUGGGGCAGCAAUCCGUCUAG
Molecule: messenger RNA, 3663 nt
Organism: Emiliania huxleyi CCMP1516
Lineage: Eukaryota; Haptophyta; Isochrysidales; Noelaerhabdaceae
Exons: 17
Coding region: 1-3663 (1220 amino acids)
Source: RefSeq, a predicted model, not a curated record